AUGAACCCUUGCCGGGUAUAUAGAGAUGUGCCCUCUGGGAACAGUGAUCAGCCACCAACUCAGCUUUUGCCACCAGUUGCUCAACCAGAGGACGAACCACCAGCUGCUCAACCUGAGCCACCAGCUUCCUUCGAGUACAUCGAGUCAGAUGAUGAAGGACCUGAGCCGCAGGUUCCCUUUGACCUACCAUGGAACUAUGAGGAGGAGCCUGCGUCCAACCAACCAACACCCGCGAUUCGGCCUCCUCAGCCCUGCGAUCCGGCACCCCAGAGCCCUGCGAGCCGACCUCCUAGCCCUGCGAGUCAGCCUCCUAGACCUGCGAGCCAGCUCACUACCCCUGCGAGCCAGCCCCCGAAUCCUACAUCAACGUCAAGCCACCAUGAGGAAAGCACCUACACAGCAAAGCAGCUGGAGGCAAUGAAAGACUUUACCCUACAUGUGACUGACGAGCUUGGUAGGAACGGUUUUCUGCGAUGUAUUCAGGCCCUCUCAAAGGAUGCUAUGGAAAAUCAUGAGGGCUUCUCAAAAUUCAAGAGCCUGGCAGCCUCCUUGAAAGCCUCAUUCCAGAAAGAAAGCCUCGAAACCCCAUCCAGAGAACCACUGAGCCUCGAUGACACACUCAGAGUGCCAAGAUUCACAGGAAAGGGAAAACAGAAGAAGAAAAAGUUAACACCGACAAUGCACUACGUGCUUAGUGGUGCAGAGCACAGAGAAGCAAUUAAGCUUAAAGAACAUGGAAAACAGAAAGAGGAAAAGGAGAAGUUGGCGAGGAAGACGACAAGAGAAGAUAAGGCAAGAGAGAAGAGAGAGGAUCUUAAGAAAAAGAGAUGA
Molecule: messenger RNA, 831 nt
Organism: Aplysia californica (California sea hare)
Lineage: Eukaryota; Metazoa; Mollusca; Gastropoda; Aplysiida; Aplysiidae
Product: swi5-dependent recombination DNA repair protein 1 homolog
Exons: 1
Coding region: 1-831 (276 amino acids)
Source: RefSeq, a predicted model, not a curated record